AUGUCUUUGACAAUCAGAGUGGAGGAUAAGAUUCAAAGGAUUCUGAACGUAAUUGUCAAGGAAAAGUACUUUGAGAAAGAGAACAUGUAUGUCGAUAACGAUGACCCAGUAGACAUAUACUUUGACUGGCAAAAGGCUUUUGACAAACUCAUCAAAGAUGCAAACCAAGGAGAACGGAGCGGGGGAUUUACCCGGAUUGCACCCACGAGUCCAAGCCGGGGCUUUGGAACCCGCUCCUUAGCGCCCUUCCCGGGGAGCCAAGCCCGCCGCAAGCCCUCCCCCGGGCUCCAGAAGAGCGAUCCGAGAUCGCAGCCGAAGGGGACCGAAGCCGCGAAAAGAACAAGGGAGCGAGUUGGAUCAUCGCCUUCCUUGGGACGGACCGGGAAGCGCCACGAGCCCCGCGAGGUCUCCAGCGAGCGCCCGCCCAGAGUUCUCCCGGCCUGGGGGACAAACCCCCCGGCCGAAGCGCCCCGGCCCAGCUCCGAUGGCCCCGCCGCCGAGGGGCGGAAGAAGCCCGGCUUGCCCGUCCUCCCCCCGCCCAGCCCGCACGGCGCGCGGACAGCAACGCGCGUCCCUUUGUCUCCGCGACACCCGCGAGAAGCGGCGGCUGUUCCGGGGAGAAAGGAAGCCGGACGCCGGCCGGGCAGCGGCCCCAGCCCGAGGUCCUCCCCUCGGGGCGCCCCGCCAGCCACUCGCCUCCGCGCUCCCUCCGUGCCAAGCAGGCGUCACCCCGCGGCCCCGCCGGAGGGUCGGCGUCCGGGGACGUCUGUUCAAUGGCUGCCCCCACUGGCGGGGUCGCGGAGCAGGCCGCGGUCAGUCUCCAGCCACCGCCGCCUAGAGAGAGCCGAAAGCCCGCGGGGCUGCCUUCGGACCGAGCGAGGCGCGCCGUGCAGCUCCUGCAGGGCCGCCCCAAGUCACGGCUUUGGAAGUCGGAGAAGCAGCCCUCGCCGUCCCGCUCGCACAACUGCUCUCCAACGCCAAAAUCCCUGCUGGCCGCCCCCCGCCCCCGCCCCGGCUAGGCCGCUGGGCAGCUUCCAGCCGCCACCGCCAGUCCGCCGCGUCUUCCCCGAGGCUCCCUCGGAGGUGCUGCGCCUCCCGCAGCCCUGCGCGCCUCUCUCCCGCCUCUGCCUACGAGCGGCCAGAAACAGCCGCCCCAAGUUGCCCGUGCCGCACUCGAAAGCCCUGAGCCGGGAAAAGGGGAGCCGUCUCGCACCUCGCCGCCGGGAACGGGGCCCGGCCCGAUGUAAGCGCACCCCCCACCAGCCCCAGCACUCUGCCAACUUCGCUUCUUUUCGGAAAAAGCGCGUCGCCCCGGCCACCUACAAAGCCGCCCCGGCGCGGUUCCUGGGGCCCCGCCGGCGAGCUCCUCGUCCUCCCGACUCUCAUGCCUCGCCCCGGGGCUCUUCCGCCGGGCUUCCCCAACGCAGCCCCUCAGCCUCCGAGCCCCGGCAGCAGCGCUCGCUCCUGCGCCUUCGACCGUCUCCGCGGAACCGGCAGCGCCGCUUCCCUCCCGUUCGCCCUGAGCCACGCAACACCUGCAGCGCCCCCGGGGAUCGUGGCCCCGCUCGCCCCCCGUCCUGCCCCGACGGCGCCAGCCCGUUCGGGGCGUCCUCGCCAGCGGCUCGCGGCUGCGACCACCCCGUCGUCGGCGGGCUCCCUCUCCCCGCAAAAGUCCCCGGAGCGCAGCCCGAGAAGUCGCCGGCUGGAGCGCACGGCGCGGAGGAGGGGAAGGGGAAGCCAGCGAGGGGAGGGGGUGGCGCCCGGCAGCCCUGCCCGGGAGAGCCCCGCGUGCCCCCUUCUCCUCCCCCGCCGCCAGCCUGGCUGGCGGCCGCUGCCUGCCCAGCUGCUGCCGCUCCGAGCGCACGGCUCGCUUUGCCCGCCCCUGCGAGUCUGCGACGCGCCGCGGCUCGGCUCCCUGAAUGA
Eublepharis macularius is the source of this 1923-nucleotide messenger RNA. RefSeq lists its product as uncharacterized. The transcript is spliced from 3 exons. Bases 1 to 1923 code for a protein of 640 amino acids. The record is from RefSeq and is a predicted model, not a curated record. NCBI's taxonomy places the organism in Eukaryota, Metazoa, Chordata, Lepidosauria, Squamata, Eublepharidae.